This is a messenger RNA of Setaria italica (foxtail millet), 1660 nucleotides long. RefSeq names its product peptide chain release factor PrfB2, chloroplastic. Gene Ontology annotation, cellular component: cytoplasm. The transcript is spliced from 8 exons. The record is from RefSeq and is a predicted model, not a curated record. NCBI's taxonomy places the organism in Eukaryota, Viridiplantae, Streptophyta, Magnoliopsida, Poales, Poaceae. Gene Ontology annotation, molecular function: translation release factor activity, codon specific. Bases 80 to 1498 code for a protein of 472 amino acids. Gene Ontology annotation, biological process: translational termination.
CUAACCUUUGCACAGCCUUCCCCCUCACGGCCUCACCGGCGUCGAUCUGUCCAACCAUCGUAGUUCGUAGCAGACGAAAAUGGCUUCCCGCCUCCUAACCAGAUCAGCGGCGGCGCGCCUCCUCUCCCACCUCCGCCGCAGGACGCCAGACCCUACCCAUCCCCUCCUCAUCUAUGGCGCUGCCUUGGCGUCCCUCCUGGGGCCCAUCGGUGACCUCCCCGCCGCCGCCGACUCAGCCCUCCUUCGCUACCCGGCGCGGUGGUUCUCCUCUUCGUCCACGGCGGCGGUGACGAAGGCACCGAUGACGGCGGACGGCCUUACGGUGGACUCCAUUGCCGGUAAGGGGUGGACGAUCCUCCCCGAGGCCGAGAGCGACUGGCGCAGCCACGCCGCGGCCGUCGCGCAGUCCAUCAAGCUCAUUAAGAAGCGCCUCAAGUGGGGAUGGAUACUUGAGAGAACGAAGCAACUGGCUGUGGUGUUGGAGAGGCCAGACCUCUGGGAUGAUCCAGUUUUCGCUGGGAGGGUUAGCCGUGAGCACGGUGAGCUCAUGGGCAAGAUUAAGUCAGUGAACCAGUUUGAGCAGGAAUUAAUUGAACACAUUGAGAUGUUAAGGCUUGCACGUGAAGAAAAUGAUAAUGAACUUGAGACAGAAAGCAUGAGUGCUUUAGCUGAUAUGAGAAGAAGUGCAAAGGAGAAAGAACUCAAUGCGAUACUUUCUGGAGAAAAUGAUUCCUGCUCUUGCUUCAUUGAGGUUCAGGCUGGGGCUGGUGGCACUGAGAGCAUGGACUGGGCUGCAAUGGUCAUGAACAUGUAUAGAUCAUGGGCUCAGCGACGAGGAUAUACAGUCACUGUGGUAGAAGAAAUGCCUGGUGAAAUAGCAGGAAUCAAGAGGGCCACUAUCAAAGUUGACGGUGAAUAUGCAUUUGGAUACGCCAAAGCUGAAGUAGGAGUUCAUAGAUUAGUGCGAAUUUCUCCAUUUGACAGUGGAAAGCGGCGGCACACUUCCUUUGCUGCUGUUGCUGUGAUCCCUAUUCUUGGUGCUGCCUCUAGCCGAUACCAGAUAAAAGACUCUGAUCUUCGGAUAGAACGUUUCCGUUCUGGUGGUCCUGGUGGCCAGCAUGCCAACACUACAGAAAGUGCCAUUCGAAUUGUGCACGUUCCAACUGGUAUAACUGCAACAUGUCAAAAUGAAAGAUCACAACACAUGAACAAGGCAUCAGCGAUGGCGGUGCUCCAAUCUCGUCUGGACCAGCUUGAGAUUGCCCGCCAAGCACAGAUGAAUGCUGAGCACACACAAUCACUCAACGAAAUCAGCUGGGGCAACCAAAUAAGAUCUUAUGUUCUCCAUCCAUACCGUAUGGUCAAAGAUCUCCGGACGAACUAUGAAGUAUCAGACCCUGAUUCAGUCCUAGAAGGAGACCUUGAUGAGUUCAUCUUGAAUUAUUUGUCUUCAUCACUGGAUGAAGCUGAUGGAACAACUCUGUUAGAUGGUGAUUAGCUUUAGCUAAUACUGUAAUGAGCAGGAAGAUUUGCAUGAGGCACUGACUACCGAUACAAUCACAGAAGCUGCAAAACUUGUGCCUACCAAUGAAGAGUUGAAAUACGUGUGUGACAUAAAGAAAGAUAUUCCCCUUUAACAAGCUCAUUGAUCAAACCCCAA